CGUUCUUAAUAGCACCGUUCAAUUACAUGCCAUCUUCCUCUCCACCGUAAUCAUGGCCCACUUCCAAGACUCUACGGGAAAUGAAUCUGACACAACACCAAAUGAAAUCCAUGAUAUGCUUCAGUCCUCCCUGCCGUCAAUCGAGAAUAAUACACCCGGAAGCCGGAGUUCGACGGAUUCAGCAAAUCCGAAUCAGUCCAAUGACCAAUGUUCUCAAUUCCUCAUACGCCCGAAUUCAUCCACGUUCUCAGCCACGAAUCAAAGCACCGACUAAGAACUGAAUCGACCUUGACUAGGAAAAUAUCACAUACACACUCUUCGGACCAUGUCGGUACAGACACGGAAAACCCAAACAACGAUCAUCCAGAUUUCAAACCCGCUGGCAAAACGCCAUUGACUGUCGCAAUCCAAAAUAUAUGGCCCUGGGAACUGAGCGGCAUCGUUCUGAGCAUCGCCUGCAUGAUCGCCAUCAUCGUCCUGCUUCCUCUGAUACACGACAAGCCAUUAUCGAAGUGGCCAGUAUCAGUACCUCCGAACACCAUUUUAUCUGCAUUUAUAACUGUCAUAAAAUCGUCGAUGCUCUUGGUUGUCGCCGAAAGCAUCAGUGAGCUGAAAUGGCUGCACUUCGAAAAAACGGCGUCCGGCCGUCCACUGGACGAUCUCGAACACUUUGACCGAGCAAGCAGAGGUCCGUGGGGCUCGGUUCUGUUCCUUUACCAUGUACGGGGCCGAUCCCUCUUCGUUUGUUUGGGUGCCUUCAUCACGAUAGUUGCUCUAGCCAUGGAACCUUUUGGACAACUUAUCAUUUCUUACGAGACCCGUUAUGUUCCCGGUCAUCAAACCGCUACGGUACCCGUAGCUUAUAAGUACAACGCAUCAUCCAGUGAAUGGACCAGUGAAUGGGCAUAUCAUGUUCACGCAAUGCAGGGUACCUUGCUCAACGGCCUCUUCGAGGUCAAUGCUGCUCUGCCCUUCAACUGCCCUAGUGGUAAUUGUACGUGGCCAAAUGUUACGUCUCUUGCACUCUGCGGCUCAUGUGCAGAUAUCACCAAUGAUACUGUGCGUUCAUGGAUAACGAUGAAAAUCUGGAAACCACAGGAAUCGGGAUGCUAUACAGAUACUAAAUCCCUAGGAAUCGAUUGCAUUGCUGAUAUUAGAAAUGGUACACUAAUAUCAAACUGCACGCAAUGGCCGCCAGCAAAUUUCGAUGCAGGUAGACACGUUGAAAUUACACACAAAUAUACCUCUCCGAACAAUGCCUCGUUUACCACUGUGGAGAAAUAUUGUCUCCAGACCGAAGGCUCGAUAGACCAGGCUUUGGGGAAUUCCCAUCUGGAAUCCAAGACCAGAGAUUAUAAGGAAGGCUAUAUCUUAGGUUCGUCUAGCCAAUACAAAUACGACAGUAGUAUGGUGUCCGGUGUACCAUUCAAUGCCUCAGGCUUUGCAGUCGUAGUUGGUUGGCUGGGCAUACCUCCCUUUCAUUUUGAAAAUUUCGAAAAGGGCGACCUUUGUUCAUCACGAGUAGAAAAAAUGACCGAGUGCCAGAUCUACUGGUGCUUGAAAACCUACGAAAAUCUUAAAGUGACAAACGGUUCUAUGACGACACCCGUCGUACAUAAUAUACCCAUUCACCAAAACAAGACACAACGUAUCGAUGAUGUUGACAGCGCCUUUAUUUUUCCGCCAGUAGAUAAUUACAAUCCUCGCACCCGACCAGAAGGACGGGAGGCGGUAACAAUCGGACGAUCAGGAAUGUCAAACAUAUUGGGACUAUUUGAGAGGCUAUUUGGCCAGGACAACGCUUUUGAUGGCCAUUUAGACUUCACAUAUCCCCUACAGCGAAACAACGAUCCCCAAAAAUCACUACUAAACAUCUUGGAGAACAUGAACAACUUGAUACGAGUAGCACCCAACAGCAGCACCACGGCCACCGGAACAGCAUGGGUCCCCGAAACCUACAUUAUAAUCCGCUGGCCCUGGAUUAUCCUACCCAGUGUCCUCGUCCUUCUCACAGCCAUCUUCUUCACCGCAACAAUAUUCAUAAGCCACAAAGCACCACUAUGGAAAUCAAGCCUAAUCCCCCUUCUCUUCCACGGAUUGCACGGCUGGAAGGAGUCAGAACUGAGUGUCAUGGGCCAGAAAGAAAUGGACAAAGCAGCCAAAGGCAUGGAGGCCCGUCUUUCAGAAAACGAAAAAGGAGACUUGAAGUUUGUGAAUAUGGCUGAGUCUUGAAGAAAACAGCGAUGAGGAAGACCCCAUCUCGUCGAAAAAUUCGAGAAGUCGACUACGACGAAGUCUGUCCAAGCGACGAAGAGUACUUUUCGGAUGAAUGUGUUGAAAGAUUCCAUAGACUUGAAGAUACCGUCGAUGUAGAUGUUGAAGAGGUCUCUUCGGACAGGAUCGUAUCCAGACUAGAUUCUAAGUCU
This is a messenger RNA of Aplosporella prunicola CBS 121167, 2426 nucleotides long. RefSeq lists its product as uncharacterized. Bases 208 to 2232 code for a protein of 674 amino acids. The record is from RefSeq and is a predicted model, not a curated record. Lineage: Eukaryota; Fungi; Ascomycota; Dothideomycetes; Botryosphaeriales; Aplosporellaceae. The transcript has 3 exons.